CCUGGGGCCCAGGUUCUGCUGCUGGCAGAGGGAAGGUUGGGUUGGCAUGGGCCAGUGUUUGAGGUACCAGAUGCACUGGGAGGACCUGGAAGAGUACCAGGCCCUGACCUUCCUGACCAGAAAUGAAAUUCUGUGCAUUCACGACACUUUCUUGAAGCUCUGCCCUGCAGGCAAGUACUAUAAGGAGGCCACAUUGACCAUGGACCAGGUCAGCUCCCUGCCAGCCCUGAGGGUCAACCCUUUUCGAGACCGCAUCUGCAGGGUGUUCUCACACAACAAUGUGUUCUCCUUCGAAGACGUGCUGGGCAUGGCCUCUGUGUUCAGCGAGCAGGCCUGUCCCAGCCUGAAGAUUGAGUACGCCUUUCGCAUCUAUGAUUUUAAUGAGAAUGGCUUCAUUGAUGAGGAGGACCUGCAGAGGAUUGUGCUGCGACUGCUGAACAGUGACGAUGUGUCUGAGGACCUCCUGAUGGACCUCAUACAACAUGUCCUGAGUGAGUCAGAUCUGGACAAUGACAACAUGCUGUCCUUCUCAGAGUUUGAACAUGCAAUGGCCAAAUCUCCAGAUUUCAUGAACUCCUUUCGGAUCCACUUCUGGGGAUGUUGAAGGCUGCAAACUCCUGACCCAACAGCCUCGAGGGAGACCCCUGGAA
Messenger RNA from Octodon degus (degu), 650 nucleotides. RefSeq names its product calcium and integrin binding family member 4 (gene Cib4). The record is from RefSeq and is a predicted model, not a curated record. The transcript has 7 exons. Gene Ontology annotation, molecular function: calcium ion binding. Bases 47 to 604 code for a protein of 185 amino acids. Lineage: Eukaryota; Metazoa; Chordata; Mammalia; Rodentia; Octodontidae.